ACUAGAAAGUGUAGAGACAUGACUGAGGAAAGACUGUAAGAAAAUAGGAUUUGAAAGAAGCUUAAAAGAGUAUAUAAGACUUAAUAGGAUUCUGAAGUUGGCAUUAAUUGCUCCAUCAUGUCUUUAGAAGUGAAGGAGAAGACUCAUGUUCGUUUAGUGUUUCUGGGAGCAGCCGGUGUGGGUAAAACUGCUUUGAUUCGCCGCUUUCUCCAAGACACUUUUGAACCCAAGCACCGGCGCACCGUGGAGGAGCUGCACAGCAAGGAGUAUGACAUCGGCGGGGUCAAAAUCACAGUGGAGAUCCUCGACACCAGUGGCAGCUACUCCUUUCCCGCUAUGCGUAAACUAUCCAUCCAAAACAGUGAUGCGUUCGCUUUGGUGUACGCUGUGGAUGACCCAGAAUCCCUAGAAGCGGUGAAGAGUCUCCGAGAUGAGAUUUUGGAGAUCAAGGAGGACAAGUACACGCCGAUUGUGGUGGUGGGGAACAAAGUCGACAGAGAAGAUGAGCGGCAGGUGUCUGGAGAUGAUGUUUUGUCCACUGUGGAGUUGGAUUGGAACAACAGCUACUUGGAGGCAUCAGCGAAGGACAAUGCCAAUGUGGUGGAGGUGUUCAAGGAGCUUCUGCAGCAAGCAAAUUUGCCCAGCCGCUUGAGUCCGGCGCUACGGAGACGAAGAGAGACCUUUCCCAAAGAUACCGACUUCAGACCACCCAUGAACAAAACCAACAGUUGUAUUCUGUCGUAAC
Messenger RNA from Boleophthalmus pectinirostris (great blue-spotted mudskipper), 745 nucleotides. RefSeq names its product ras-related protein Rap-1b-like. Bases 118 to 744 code for a protein of 208 amino acids. The record is from RefSeq and is a predicted model, not a curated record. The transcript has a single exon. Lineage: Eukaryota; Metazoa; Chordata; Actinopteri; Gobiiformes; Gobiidae. Gene Ontology annotation, molecular function: GTP binding; GTPase activity.